Messenger RNA from Vigna unguiculata (cowpea), 1763 nucleotides. RefSeq names its product metacaspase-1-like. Lineage: Eukaryota; Viridiplantae; Streptophyta; Magnoliopsida; Fabales; Fabaceae. Gene Ontology annotation, biological process: proteolysis. The record is from RefSeq and is a predicted model, not a curated record. Gene Ontology annotation, molecular function: cysteine-type endopeptidase activity. Gene Ontology annotation, cellular component: cytoplasm.
AAUUUCUAAAUUGUUAUUAUAAAGUUGAUGUUGGUUGAGAAGUGAAUCCAGGGUUGGAAGGUUCAAUUCAACAAACAGAUGGCGAGCCUAAGAGUACGAUGCAUGCAGUGUGGAAGACCAAUUGUGGUGCCAAUGGAAGCUGCCUAUAGCAUGUCCAUUAUGUGUUAUGCAUGCCAAGCCCAAGCUCGGAAUGCACUUCCACAAAAUUAUCAUUUUGCCAACAACAAUAUCAAUAAUGCACCUAGUUACCCUCCUCGUCCUGGUUAUGCACGUAGGUCAUACAACCAAUUCUAUUAUCCUCAGCCUUUGCAACUGAUGGCUCCACCACCACCUCCUCCGUUGACCCCUUCUUCUUCCUUUGGCAACAAAAGGGCUGUGUUAGUUGGUAUUAGCUAUGGCAAUCUGAGUAACAGUCUCAAAGGUUCUGUCAAUGACGCUCAGAGCAUGAAAUACUUUCUCGUUAACAACUUGGAUUUCCCUACCGAUUCCAUUCGCAUCCUCACAGAUGACCCAGAGGAGAAAAACCCGCUGAGAAUUCCAACAAAAUAUAACAUGCGAAUGGCAUUGAGGUGGUUGGUCGAAGGUUGCAGAUCAGGGGACUCGUUGUUUUUUCACUUCUCUGGGCACGGAUCGAGGGAAGUAGAUAUGAACAUGGAUGAGGUUGAUGGAUAUGAUGAAGCAAUAUGCCCCGUUGAUUACGAGCACGAGGGAAAGAUAGUUGACGAUGAAAUCAACGCCACAAUCGUCAGGCCUCUCCCUCGUGGUGCCAAACUUCAUGCCCUUGUUGAUACCUGCUUUAGUGGCACAGUUCUUGAUUUACCAUUUAUGUGCAGAAUGAACAGAAAAGGUUAUUAUGGAUGGGAGGAUCACAGAAAUCCUAGAGCUUACAAAGGCACGAGAGGAGGGUUAGCAGUUUGCAUUUCAGCUUGUGAUGAUGAUGGAAAUGCAGCAGAUACAUCGGCCUUUAGCGGUGAGGAAAGUGCUGGUGCUUUGACUUUCAGUUUCAUCCGAGCCAUGCAAGAAGAACCUAAUUUGACUUAUGGCAACUUGCUUAAUUCCAUUCGCUCCACAAUCCGUGGGGCUAAAGAAAAAACGUUUGGCCCAAACGAUCAACAGCUUGGCAUGAACAGUCGCAUGCAGUAUGCUCAUGAGCCUCAACUCACGUCUUCUGAGAAGUUUGAUAUUUAUACAAAGUCAAUUGUUAUUUGACACAACUGGUAUUGCACUGAAAAAAGGGUAAAAAGAAACCAAGAGGGACACGUGAGGUUUUUUCUUAAUCGACAGACAAGUUUUUGUUAAUGACUUUUACAUCUCCCAACUAUUAAGGUUAUAUAUUAUGGCUUGUUUAGUUACAGAUUAAGGUUAUAGCUUGUUCUGCUUUAGUAUAUUAACAUGCUCGACACAAGGAUAGUGUUGUUGGAGGAAAGAAUAAUGCCAGGUUGGAAAGAGACAAAUAAAGGAAUGCUGAUUGCUAAGAGGUUUGGCUUUAAACAGGGGAACCAUUAUGGUAGUACUGUCAUACUCAUAAAAAUAAGAAAAAAAUGUUACCUCUCUCUGUCUCUGUCUCUGUCUCUGUGGCUUAUGAUGGAAACGUUUCAUGUGGUUACUUGAUGCUUUGUUUUGUUUACUAAAUUAAGGAAAUGUUAGUUGUGGCUAUUGUUGCAGCAGCAUUUUGAUGAGCAAUGCUGAUAAUAGACCACAAAACCAAUGGCAAUGCAACCCAGUCUGACACAGCGAAAUAAAGCCAUGUAUGUCUUGAGAUA